This is a messenger RNA of Cordyceps militaris CM01, 888 nucleotides long. RefSeq names its product vacuolar ATP synthase 16 kDa proteolipid subunit. Bases 1 to 888 code for a protein of 295 amino acids. The transcript is spliced from 7 exons. Gene Ontology annotation, molecular function: proton-transporting ATPase activity, rotational mechanism. Lineage: Eukaryota; Fungi; Ascomycota; Sordariomycetes; Hypocreales; Cordycipitaceae. Gene Ontology annotation, cellular component: proton-transporting V-type ATPase, V0 domain. Gene Ontology annotation, biological process: proton transmembrane transport. The record is from RefSeq and is a predicted model, not a curated record.
AUGUUGCGGGGCGGAUUGUUAUGGAACGUCACCUCGCUCAACCAUCACACCCACGCACCCAUUCAUCGCGACAUCGAACCAUCGCCCGAGACCUCCGCUGCCGGCCCCAUCUCGCGCUCGACCGACCCAAGCUUCGAAUUCGUCUUGAAUCUACCCUCUUUUAUUCUCAUAAACAGAAUAGCCGUCGCCAUGUCUAGCGAGCUUUGCCCCGUCUAUGCGCCCUUCUUUGGCGCCAUGGGUUGCACCUGUGCCAUUGUCUUCACAUGCCUGGGCGCCUCCUACGGUACCGCCAAGUCUGGUGUCGGUAUCGCCGCCAUGGGUGUCCUCCGCCCUGACCUUAUCGUCAAGAACAUUGUUCCCGUUAUUAUGGCUGGUAUCAUUGGUAUCUACGGUCUCGUCGUGUCCGUCCUCAUCUCCGACGGCCUGACGCAGAAGCUUCCUCUCUACACUGGCUUCAUCCAGCUCGGUGCUGGUCUGUCUGUCGGUCUCUCUGGUCUCGCUGCUGGAUUCGCCAUUGGUAUUGUCGGUGACGCCGGUGUCCGCGGUACCGCCCAACAGCCACGUCUCUUUGUUGGCAUGAUUCUUAUUCUCAUUUUCGCCGAAGUUCUCGGUCUGUACGGUCUCAUUGUUGCCCUGCUCAUGAACUCUAAGGCAACCACCGACGUCAGCUGUGACGGGGUCGAAAGCUUGACAAUUCAAUCACUGCCAAAAGCUGCGACCCCGCGCCAUGUGACAAUAGAUUACUUGGAGGCGCUUGAUCCGGGUCCUGGAUUCCACCCGUAUACUGGGAUGGGAAUGAGAUUAAUGCCUACCGGCAGGGAAUGGAUUUGCAUCAGAAUGGGUGCUGAGAGGACGGAGACAUGGUACAUGUACACUAGCGACAGGUAG